Patiria miniata (bat star) is the source of this 2405-nucleotide messenger RNA. RefSeq names its product protein SEC13 homolog. The record is from RefSeq and is a predicted model, not a curated record. Gene Ontology annotation, molecular function: structural molecule activity; protein binding. The transcript is spliced from 9 exons. Bases 151 to 1107 code for a protein of 318 amino acids. Lineage: Eukaryota; Metazoa; Echinodermata; Asteroidea; Valvatida; Asterinidae. Gene Ontology annotation, biological process: COPII-coated vesicle budding; positive regulation of TOR signaling; protein import into nucleus. Gene Ontology annotation, cellular component: COPII vesicle coat; nuclear pore outer ring.
UACUGGGUACCAGACUAGACCGAUAAAUUGACCUACCGGAAGUGAUAUCUAACGUGUGUGUGCCACGUCUUUUUUUUUCGUGCCACAACUUUCCAAGUUGCGUUGUUUGUAGCACGGUCGUUGGUCGUGUCCUCGUAUCCAGCUGACAACAUGGUCUCUGUAAUAAGUACAGUGGAUACUGCCCACGAAGAUAUGAUUCAUGAUGCCCAGAUGGACUAUUACGGUGUUCGUCUGGCAACCUGCUCAUCUGACCGGUCAGUCAAGAUCUUUGAUGUCAAAGGAGGACAACAGACACUAGUUGCAGACCUCAGAGGGCACGAGGGACCGGUAUGGCAGGUUGCCUGGGCCCAUCCCAUGUUUGGCAACAUCCUGGCGUCCUGCUCCUAUGAUCGUAAGGUUAUUAUCUGGAAAGAGAAUAACAGUGCCUGGGACAAACUCUUUGAGCACAGCAGUCACGAUUCAUCUGUGAAUUCUGUCCAGUGGGCACCCCAUGAAUUUGGUCUGGCACUAGCCUGCGCCUCAUCUGAUGGCUCAGUCUCUAUACUCACGUAUACUGACGGGAAAUGGGAGUCACAGAAGAUCAAAGAUGCACACGCUAUUGGUUGUAAUGCAGUGAGCUGGGCACCGGCUGUAGAGCCAGGUUCCCUGAUAGAGCCUCCAUCCUCACAGAAACUGGUACCCGUCAAGAGAUUUGUGACAGGAGGCUGCGAUAACCUGGUCAAAAUCUGGAAGGAGGAGAAUGGUGAAUGGCGGGAAGAGCACAAACUAGAGGCCCACAGUGACUGGGUGCGAGACGUGGCUUGGGCGCCCUCUAUCGGUCUACCUCACAGUACCAUCGCUAGCUGUUCACAAGACGGCCGAGUUAUUAUCUGGACUAGCGAUGAGAGUACAGGCACAGCAUGGACACCUAAGAUUUUGAACAAAUUCAGUGACGUAGUGUGGCAUGUGAGCUGGUCAGUGACUGGGAACAUACUGGCUGUGUCAGGAGGAGAUAAUAAGGUCAGUCUAUGGAAGGAAUCUCUUGAAGGUCAGUGGGUCUGUGUCAGCGAUGUGAACAAGGGUGAAGGCCAGAGCUCAACGCCAACAGAUACACAACCAGAACAGUGAGGGAAGUCACUGUGAGCUAGAGUAGACACGGCUGCUUUGUCUGGCUGGCAAGUGGAACAUUCACUGAAACUUAUUGACACAGCGCUAGACUCCUGAAUUUUCCAAAUCUGUGUUUACAAUCCAUUUUCGUAACUGGAAAGUCCAGGUUUAUUUUUAAUUGGUGUUAUUCAAAAUACCUGUUGGUGCUAACAAUGUGUUGACAUAAGUAUGGAUUUAAUUUUUACUGAACAUGCAACAGUGUUGCAUUUCAUUUUGUUUUCACUGUGAUGCUGAAACUUCAGGAGUCUGUAAAACGCUCAGACAUUUGGAGAAACAGCGUGUUUACAUGUUUCGGUUUUGUAUUAGGAAACAGGCUGAUUUCUGUGGUACAAUUCCAUUUCUGUUGUCAUGACAACAAUGAUUCAGGAACACAUUAUUUUGUUCAUUUACUGCAAUUUGGGGCAAUGUAAAGCAGAUUUGGCAAGAAAUUGGAUGUGAAAGAAAAUGAUGUUGAAACUAGGCAAUCAAUUUUGUGCAUAAUUACUCGGACAUUUUCCAUGUUUAACAUGUUUACAUGACCAUGCUGCUUAUAAAAAACUGAAUGUCUGUUCUUAGCAUGCUUUGUGGGUAGUUAUUCCUAAAUUAUGAAGCAGCCCCCGUCCCCCACCUCCCCCUACCCCCCCCCCCCCAAAAAAUGGUUCAAUGUCAGAGGGGGAUGUUUUUGUGAUUUUUUUUCUUCUAAUAUGAGACUCAUUUUGAAGGAAUAAAGUUUAGCCUUUAAACAUAAGUUCUGCAAAACAGUUUAUAGGUCACCCACUUGCCAGCCUGUCAAGAUUACUGAGAAAUUGUGGGCUUGUAUAUAGGAUUAUUUGUCUUGUUUUUGCUUUUUUGCCAUCUUUUUGGAUAUGUUACUUUGGGGAUGAACCAAAACGGACUGUGUUCAGACUGUUUCAGAAGCAGUGAUUAGUUUUUAACUGUCUCAUACUUCCAGCUUUGAAAAAAAACCCGAUUUUUUUUUUCUGGCACUUUUGAAAUGAUGUGAGCUACUCCCAGUUCUUGCACAUACUCCAAAUUUUGUUCUUCAAAUUAUUUUGAAAGUCCAAAACCGAUUAACUUUUGGUAGUCAUCAAUGUUUUGUUUCAUUGAAUGGAUGUCUUUAAACCUCAAUCUGUGUAUUUUAAACAAUAAAAUUAAACUUUGCAAAUACAAAUACUACUGUAAAGUCUUUUAUUCAAGAGUUAUGUAUGGCUAGAGAAAUUUAGUUUUUUGAUGUGAACAAAAUCGAAUUGGUUGCAUAAAUAUAUUUAAGAUUCAACUUC